This is a messenger RNA of Pararge aegeria (speckled wood butterfly), 6121 nucleotides long. Its product is annotated as bromodomain-containing protein 3-like. Bases 804 to 4691 code for a protein of 1295 amino acids. Lineage: Eukaryota; Metazoa; Arthropoda; Insecta; Lepidoptera; Nymphalidae. Gene Ontology annotation, biological process: chromatin remodeling; regulation of DNA-templated transcription. The record is from RefSeq and is a predicted model, not a curated record. Gene Ontology annotation, cellular component: chromatin; nucleus. The transcript has 21 exons.
GGCAACGAGCGACGCAGAACAAUACACAAAAAAACCGCAGACUUGAGUUUUUGUUUCUGCCUGCAGCCUACCAGCGGGCGCCACUGGUGGCUGCUUGAAAUGGCCCUAUGGAAGCUGAAUUAAUUUUCGUAGUGCAUUCUUUUGAAUCCUAUGAUUACUAUGAAACUUUAUGUCAUCGCCUGGCAUAAAUUCAAAAUACUAAUUUUUACACGUUUAUCUAUGCUUUUAUUGUAUUAUUUUAAUUUCCAGAAUGAAAUAAGUGUUAAAUGAAUUUUAGGUAUGACUAAAGACGCUCGUUACUCGCUUCUUGCUCGGCGGCCAUGUCUGAAGCUCGCUUGGACCUUUGAGAGUUCGUGUUGUGCUAUUCUUUGUUGUAAUAAAAAAGACAGUGGUUUUUGUUGCUGGUAGACAAUGAAUUAGUAAUAUACUUAAUGACUAUGAACUUUGUUAAAUGUGGAGUGUUUGAUGUAGUCGAGCAAAUCGAUAGAAUUUGUUCUUGCAGAAGUUACUCCAACAUCGUAUUUUUAGUUCAUCCGCCAUAUUGGCGUUAAUAUAUCUUCUUUGGACUGGACCAAGUGACCAAGCGAAUUGUUCAGCUUCCUACAGACAUCAACAAUCCUGCAUAUAUGUGCAAGGUCUAAAAAUAAUUAAAUGAACAGAAUGAAGUAAACAUAGGUGCGUACGCACCACAAUAUAUUAUGAUAGAAUGGUUAUAUGUUAUAAGAGGAUAUAGCUGAUGCCUCUUAGCCAGAAAGUGGAUGAGCCUCUUGUUACAAUUGAGGUAGAUUGCAGACUCCAGCACAAUGCAGCAGGCAGUCGAUCCUCUUGCUACAACAAGCACUCCGUCGGCGGAACCCGUGAACGGGACGCCCUCGGACGAGGCUCCGCGUCGACAAGGCCGAGUGACCAAUCAGCUGCAGUUCCUCCAGAAGAACGUAAUUAAGGCCGUGUGGAAGCAUCGAUUCGCAUGGCCUUUUCACCAACCCGUGGAUGCAAAGAAAUUAAACCUUCCUGAUUACCACAAAAUCAUUAAGAAGCCUAUGGACUUGGGCACCAUCAAGAAACGCUUAGAGUCAAACUACUAUCAUUCAGCUCAAGAAUGUAUUCAGGAUUUCAAUACAAUGUUCACGAAUUGUUACGUCUACAACAAACCUGGAGAGGAUGUAGUCGUAAUGGCGCAGACUUUAGAAAAACUGUUUCUAAAUCGGAUAGCGCAAAUGGACAAAGAGGAAAAAGAGCUUGAAUCGCCAUCGAACAGCAACAAAAGCGUGGUAAAGAAACGCACGGGUAGCUCGACUGGCGGCACUGUGGCGGGCUCUGCGCCGUCCGGGCCGGCGGCUAGCGCCCGGGCUACCCCCUCCACGCCCGCCAAGCCGGCCGCGCCCGCACCGCUGCCCGCGUUCGUGGGCUCCACCAACACCACCACAACGCCAACGUUGAGUGCGCCCGUUGCUACGCCGCCCGCCACACACACGGGCCUGCCGCAGCAGGUAGCGACGCAACCUUCAAAUUUCCAUGUGAACCAAGCGGCCGCGCAACCGGUUCCAACAAUACCGGCUGUCACGCUGUCACAGACCCAACCCGCAAAGGUGAAAAAAGGUGUGAAAAGAAAAGCUGACACAACGACGCCUAUGGGUAGCUCAUUUGAAGGCGGCUAUACAACCCCUACUAUCGACCAACAGAGCGGACCUAAGCCGGCGAAAAUUUCAACAAGAAGGGAAAGUGGAAGACAAAAGAAGGUGAGUCGAGUGGUUGAGGAUGGGUUUAAAAUGGAUGGUCUAUCGCCGAGCGUGGGCGGUGCGGGCGCGUCCCACGCCUCGCUUACGCCGCAGAUGGCAAAGGGCAAGGAGAAGCUCUCUGACGCGCUUAAAAGCUGCAAUGAGAUACUCAAGGAGCUAUUUUCCAAAAAGCAUUCGGGUUAUGCAUGGCCGUUUUAUAAACCUGUGGACGCGGAAUUGCUAGGUCUACAUGAUUAUUUUGAUAUUAUUAAGAAACCUAUGGACCUUGGGACAGUCAAACAAAAGAUGGAUACUAGAGCUUACAAAACGGCUGCAGAAUUCGCAGCGGAUGUUCGUUUAAUAUUUACGAACUGCUACAAAUAUAAUCCGCCCGAUCACGACGUGGUUGCGAUGGCUAGAAAACUUCAAGACGUUUUUGAAAUGAGAUAUGCGAAGAUUCCCGAUGAACCAAGUCAUGUAGGAGUGCCACAUAUAGAUAAAGGAAGUUCUGCAUCUAGUUCAGAAUCGGGCUCGGAGUCAGACACAGAAUCAGACGACUCAGAGGAAGAAAGGAACAGGGCAGUGAAAUUAUUAGAAAAGGAACUUCUUGCGUUACAAGAAAAGAUGAGAAAACUUGUCGAAGAAUCAAGUACCAAAAAAAAGGCGAAAAAGAAAGUUAAAGAUAAACAGAAAAAACAAAUCACAAACAGUGCAAUCCCUAAAACAAAUGCUGUCGCUACGUACAAUGCUAAAGCUAACAAUAUUGGCGAAAACUUAGCGACGAGCGGAGUCCGCGGUAAGACUGGCAGCAAGCGCGGCGCUGGUGGCGGUGGGGGUGGGGUGGCGGCGGCGGCAACGGGUGGUGCGGGCGCGGUCAAGGCGGCGGCUCGCGGCGCGCCUGCCAAGAAGAAGAGCUCCACGCCCACGGCUGCGCCACAGCAUCACACCCACCACGCGCCACCGCACCACGCGCACCAGGACUCCGAGGAUGAGGACCUCGCCAAGCCCAUGUCCUAUGACGAGAAGCGGCAGCUCUCGCUCGACAUCAACAAACUACCCGGCGACAAACUCGGAAAAGUAGUUCACAUAAUUCAGAGUAGAGAGCCUUCACUAAGGGACUCCAAUCCGGAUGAAAUCGAGAUUGAUUUCGAAACAUUAAAACCAUCUACGCUUAGAGAGUUAGAAAGCUAUGUAGCAUCCUGUCUUCGGAAGAAAACGCAUCGAAAGGUGUCUGGUAAAUCUAAAGAUGAACAAAUGGCUGAAAAGAAACAAGAAUUAGAAAAACGGUUACAAGAUGUAUCAGGGCAAUUAGGAACGCAUAAGAAACAACAACCUAAAAAAGAAGGCUGCAAGGACGGCCUCGGCGGCGGCAUGUCGUCGUCGUCCAGCUCGUCCGACUCGUCCAACUCAUCGUCCAGUACUGACACCAGCUCGUCCGACAGCAGCGACAGCGAAGCAGGCACCGGCUCGGGAAAGCCUUCCAAGAAAAAGGUCAAAAAGCAGGCUAAUCAGCUUCCAUCACAAACUAAAACUGUACCGCCUGUCAUAGUAAGUGCACCACCCGCGCCCGCUCCCCCGGUUGCGCCCGUUGAGCCGCCACCGCCCGCAGACGUUAAGCCAGCAGAAGUUCCAGAACCGGCGCCGUCGCCCCCACCCACAGUCAAAAGUCAACCCGCCCCGCCUGCCCCGACAGUCACUCCCGCUCCCGCGCCCGUGAUCCCACCCAUCGUCAACGUUCCUGAUUCUUCAAACGUAUCCGUUCUAAGGGAAGUGGAAAGCCCGAAACCUCCUGUAAAAACGGAACCACGGAACGGACUCGACAAAGUGGAUGCUUCACAGUACAUUGAUCCCAUCGAGCGGUCACUGGCCAGUCUCGAGCGGAGUCUUCAAGCCGACGUACCUAUGGACGUAAGUGUUGGCGUGUCUGAGUCGUCGAUGCGCCUCGAUGAGUUCGCGCUGCCUAAACCGGCAAUUGUACCUGAUGUGGCUCACCAUACCUUGAUGGCUCAGCUGGGCGGGCUAACUGAUAUGACGCAUGUUUCGGAGCAGAUUAAGAACGAAAUGUACGUCCCGCCCCACAACGGUUUCGUGGAAAAAAACAUGCAACACGAACGCGAGAUGCUAAGGCCAGACAUUAAUACUAACGUGCCCAGUAUGACGACGAGUGCACCAGCGACCUCUAUCUUCGAUCCUGUGUACUCAGCGCCAUUGGCUCAUUCGGUGGUCGCGCAGUCCCACCAGAACAUGAACGUGGCCAAUGUGAUGCCACCGGUGAUGAAGAAAGAGGAAGUUAAACCGCUGUUGACGCCGAAGCCUAUCGAAGACCUCAUGGGGCCGAACGUGGUGACGAACAAUAUGACUGAUAGAGUCAAAUACGAAAUGGAGAAAAAGGCGGCGGACGAUAACAAAAAUUCUAAUUUUGCUCAAGCCUUUAAACUGAAACAGGAACAGAAUUUGAAGAAUGCUAGUUCUUGGUCGUCGUUGGCCCAAGCUGGUAGUCCACAAAGUAUACCCAAUUUGGGAACCAACAAUCAAAUUAAGCAGAAACCUGUCAUGGACACCUUUCAAGCAUUUAAGAAACAGGCUCGUGAAAAGAUAGACAGGCAACGAGCGCUUAUAGAGCAGCAGGAGCUGCGAAAGAAGGAACAAGCGGAAAGAGAGAGACAACGACAAGAAACAGAAAGGCGGCACCCUGAAGAGGAAAAAAUGAGCGCACUGUGCAGGGUGGGCGUGAGCGCGCGCAAGCCCGAGAGCGCCGAGGUGUCGUCGCCGUCAGUGUCGCCAGUAGCGCGUGGCUCGCCACCCGCCGCGCCUGCCGCACCCCCGCCGGCCGCGCCCGACAAGCCGCCCGCAUCCGAGCGAGAGCGCCUGCGCCAACGUGAACAGGAGCGGCGGCGGCGAGAAGCGAUGGCUGGCAUGAUAGACAUGAACAUGCAAAGUGAUAUGAUGGCAGCAUUCGAAGAGUCGCUGUAAUGUGUCACGCGGACAUUAUAUUUAGUUGUACAUACGAGUAUAUAAAGUAAAUUUAAUGUCAAUGCAAUCUAUACAUAUAGUGAUAGUGUGACACUGGAGUGACUUGUGAUUGUUUGUGUGUGAACUGAUGACUAACAUGUGGUUAAGUGCUGUGAAUAGAUAUACUUAUUAUAAAUUAAACUGUUGUAUCAUCAAUCUUGACUUCGUGAAUGCGUGCUAUAGGCCUUUACAAGGGGGUUGCAUUUUGACAUAAACUGUAUUAUAAUAAGUUUGUAUGCAAGUUCUUGAUGUAAACUCUCUUUACAUUCGUAAGCCUAUGAUAUAUUUAUAUUUUUGUUCUAGGAGCGUCUACCUUCCAAACUUGUUUUAUAUAGUAUGUACUAAUAAAUAGAAUGGUAGUAUUUUAAAUGCAAAAAUCAAAAAAUAUUUUAUUUUAUUGAUAAAUAGACAAUCAAUUUUAAACCAUGGAAAUCUGUUAUUCUUCAAGUGCUGUGGCAUUGUACGCCAGCGUAUGGUACGUACGAGUCGCCGGCGUACAGUGUGCCAGCGUGCGUUAUGUAUUUAAUAGUAAAUGGAAUUUCUGUUACGUGUUCGAUUUUCGAUAAAUAUUGCUUAAUGUUAGUAGAUUUUUUAUCAGUCUGUCAACAGCAAAACAGAUCAAAUGUCAUACAUUUGAUUUGAAAUAUAUUUAUUUUACAUUGGAAUAUGUCUUUUUAUGUUUUGUAGUUAGAUAACUCCAGUGGAAAAUGUAUUAAAGUAUUAUCGGAAUUCAACAUACUCAUAAGUUUAUGGUCUCAUGCCAUAAGUAAUAAUAUGGUACCAUCCCAUUAACAAAAAUUGUAUUAUAUUAAGCAAAUUAUAAUUUCAGCCAUUCUGCAGACUAAUAAAAUAAAAAUGUAGAUAUAAAGUAAAUAUAUUGACAUUCCAUAAUUGUACUGUGUUGUUUAAAUUAAUGUAUAAUUUUUUAAAACGACAUGUAUAAAAUCUUGGAUCCAUACAUAUUCUAUCACAACUAAUGGAUAAAUCUUAUGUCUACUACAUUUAUAAAUUGGAGAAAUCAUUUUCUAAAAUUUAAUUCAAAUCUAUUUGUUAUAAAUAAAGAAACUACUGCUGGGCACAUCAAGGAGCCUUUUUAUCCUUAUAUCUUGUGUAAGUAUUAGAUAACUUAACCCACAAACUAUAUUAGAACUGCUUAAAAUAUAUUUUGCAGCACAAAAAUAAAUAAACAACAUUAUUUCAAUAAUUCUGAACAACAGAAAGCCCAUUACACAUCAUUAACGCCUCUUAUAUCGAUAUGUUCGGAAAAGUAUUUUUAUGCCAAUAUUUCACAUUAGUUGUACACAGUAGUACACACAAGUUUAGUAGUGAAUUGCUGAGCCAUUUAAACCAUGAUUAGCACACAAUACAGACUUGAGUCAAAGUAAAAUGGA